UGCUGUGGGGUCUUUAUGUAGGAGACUGUUGGUGCCUGGACUGGACUGAGUAGUCAGUAACCACACCCACAGCUUUUAAAUACGGGCUAGAGAGAGGGGACUGGUAGGAGACUGUUGGUGCCUGGACUGGACUGAGUAGUCAGUAACCACACCCACAGCUUUUAAAUACGGGCUAGAGAGAGGGGACUGGUAGGAGACUGUUGGUGCCUGGACUGGACUGAGUAGUCAGUAACCACACCCACAGCUUUUAAAUACGGGCUAGAGAGAGGGGACUGGUAGGAGACUGUUGGUGCCUGGACUGGACUGAGUAGUCAGUAACCACACCCACAGCUUUUAAAUACGGGCUAGAGAGAGGGGACUGGUAGGAGACUGUUGGUGCCUGGACUGGACUGAGUAGUCAGUAACCACACCCACAGCUUUUAAAUACGGGCUAGAGAGAGGGGACUGGUAGGAGACUGUUGGUGCCUGGACUGGACUGAGUAGUCAGUAACCACACCCACAGCUUUUAAAUACGGGCUUGUGAAAGAACCCUCACACACACGGGCAACACCAGGAACAGAGGAAUAGGGAUUAACUUAACAUUGGUCUGUCACAUCACAUCUUGCCUGGCUGUUGGAAGGUUAGAAGAUGGCUGUGAAUAAGUGUAUCAAGUACUUGCUCUUCCUCUUCAAUCUAAUGUACUGGAUCAGUGGCUGCAUCAUUCUUGGUGUCUCCAUCUACCUCAAAGUGAGCAUGAAUGGAAACGUGAUAAUGGAUGAGGAAGUGCCAAUUGACCUGCUGAUAGCUGCUGGUGUCAUCAUCAUGGUACUGGGCAUCCUGGGCUGCUGUGGAGACAUUAAGGAAAACCGAUGCAUGCUCAUUCUGUUCUUCAUCGGGCUGCUCCACAUCUUCAUCCUCCUGUUGAUCGCCGGAAUCCUGGGAGUUGUCAGAGAGAAGGUGGUGUUGGAGGACGGGAGACUGACGGAGCAGCUACCACCGGAGGACGAGAAAUAUGAAGUGAAGACUCGGAUGUGCAAAAAUGCAGGAGGACGAAAAGGGUACUCAACGCCUUGUGUCAAGAUUUCCAAGAAGAUCGUGCCUGGGACUGCUUUUAGUAUCGCAGUCUUGAUACUCUUUCGAAUGUCCUUCAUCAUGACCCUGUACUGCCAGAUUGGGAAGAGGGACGCCAACACUGCUCUAAUGCAGCAACACGUGAUACACUUGAUCUAGGGUUGUGGUCAAGUUGAAUUGGAAGUCAUCAAUUCAGGAAGUCAACUGAAAUUCCAAUACAAUAAUUGAAAAAAACAGGAUCUAUUUUCAAUGAUUUCUCAAACUGAAAAGCAGAAGUUAUUUAUUCCAAGUUUUUACAUUAGCAAUGUUAAAUACAAUUCACUUCCUCAAUUGACUGACUUCAAUUCAAAUUGACCCCAAUCAUGACUUAAUCAAAAACUGACUUUGACAUAUCCCAUACAGCAUGCAUUGAACAUGUACUUUAUACUGAA
Molecule: messenger RNA, 1481 nt
Organism: Salmo salar (Atlantic salmon)
Lineage: Eukaryota; Metazoa; Chordata; Actinopteri; Salmoniformes; Salmonidae
Source: RefSeq, a predicted model, not a curated record